AAAGUCGUCCCUGGUCCUCUCUCUCUCUCUCUCUCUCCGGACAUCUGGAUGCGGGCUUCCUGCUAAACAAUCCUAGAAGUCUAAACGAAACCCUCACACUUCCAUCGAUCCUUCUUUGGUGGAGAUUGAAGAGGGAAUUGAAAUGGCGAUCGAGAAUCCUGGGCUUCGCCUUCAUCUUCUCCUCUUCCUUGUUCUUUCAUCUUCUUUCGCUAUCUUCAAAGUUUCAUCGGAAUCAGACUCGGAUCGAGUAGCAGAGUUACUGAGACUCCAACCCAGAUCUGGAUCUGGCGUAAUCCAUCUCGAUGACCAAAGCCUCAGGCGCUUCGUCACCUCUGCAAAAUCCAGAUCCUACUCCCUCAUCAUCUUCUUCGAUGCAGUUCAUCUCCACGACAAGAGUGAACUCCACCUCCAAGAGCUUCGCGCCGAGUUCGACCUCGUCGCAUCGGCUUUCAUCAACAACAACAAGGACACUCCGGCCCACUCCAAGGUCUUCUUCUGCGACAUCGAAUUCAAGGAAUCUCAGUCGAGCUUCGCCCUCUUCGGCGUCAAUACUCUUCCUCACGUUCGCUACGUCGGGCCUCAGAUUCAGAACCUCAAGGAUUCGGAGCCUAUGGACCAGAACGACUUUGCUAGGAUGGCGGAAUCCAUGGCCCAAUUCGUCGAGGUCAAGACGAAGGUGACGGUUGGACCCAUCGAACGGCCUCCGCCUCUCUCCAAGAAGCAGAUAGGGUUUCUGUUGGCGUUGGUGCUGAUAUCGGCUCCGUUCGUCGUGAAGAGGGUUAUUGCUGGGGAUACUCUGUUUCAGGAUCCCAAAUUGUGGCUUUCGCUUGCGGUGUUCGUUUACUUUUUCAGUGUUUCUGGGGCGAUGCACAAUAUUAUUCGGAAGAUGCCCAUGUUCUUGGCGGAUCGGAACGACCCUUCGAAGCUCAUCUUCUUCUAUCAGGGUUCAGGGAUGCAGCUUGGUGCAGAGGGUUUCGCUAUUGGUUUCUUGUAUACGGUCGUGGGUUUGUUGUUGGCUUUCGUAACGCAUCUUCUUAUUCGGGUGCGGAAUGUGACGGUGCAGAGGGUAUUUAUGAUUACUGCUCUUCUGGUUUCAUUUUGGGCUGUGAGGAAGGUUAUUUAUUUGGAUAAUUGGAAGACGGGAUACGGAGUUCAUGGAUUCUGGCCCUCGAGUUGGAAAUGAGACUGCAUUACAUUGAGAUCUCCUUUAGUUUUUGUUUUAAGGUUUCCUCCUUUUUAAAGGCUGCGUACAUUAUGACCCUUCCCAAAUCCUGCAGUGGCGGGAGUUUUUUAUACAAGUAUACAGCCAGAAGAGCCAAGAGGAAGAUGUUCUUAGUUUUUUCAUGGAAAAAAACCAUUUAUUGUUAAAGUGAAGGAUAGGGAAUUACAUUCUAUGCUGCCAGUUCUAGUUAUGCCUUCAAUUCUAGCUCUUCUAGCCAUCAUAUGUGCCUGUCUAGCACUUUCUAUAAACCUGUAAAAUUUUGCAGUUCCUCAGAUUUAAUUGAAGUAAAUGCAUCGUACUGUAAGUUAAAACC
Messenger RNA from Macadamia integrifolia, 1535 nucleotides. RefSeq names its product probable dolichyl-diphosphooligosaccharide--protein glycosyltransferase subunit 3B. The coding region runs from base 143 to 1183 and encodes 346 amino acids. NCBI's taxonomy places the organism in Eukaryota, Viridiplantae, Streptophyta, Magnoliopsida, Proteales, Proteaceae. The transcript is spliced from 2 exons. Gene Ontology annotation, cellular component: oligosaccharyltransferase complex. The record is from RefSeq and is a predicted model, not a curated record.